Hemisphaericaspora subhashii is the source of this 531-nucleotide messenger RNA. RefSeq names its product Tvp18p (gene TVP18). The record is from RefSeq and is a predicted model, not a curated record. Gene Ontology annotation, cellular component: Golgi membrane. The transcript has a single exon. The coding region runs from base 1 to 531 and encodes 176 amino acids. Lineage: Eukaryota; Fungi; Ascomycota; Pichiomycetes; Serinales; Debaryomycetaceae. Gene Ontology annotation, biological process: vesicle-mediated transport.
AUGGCUCUUAGUGUUGGUACAAUAUUUGGUAAUAUAUCUGGAGGACUUUCCAGUGAUUUUAAAAAGAAGAAUUUCUCAGUUUACGGACAAUGGAUUGCAAUUAUUACAAUCUUUUUAUGUUUAGCCUUGGGAGUUGCUAAUAUAUUUCAUUUCAAUUUAGUAAUUAUAUUCUCAAUUAUAUGUAUAGUACAAGGCUUAAUUGUUGUAUUUGUUGAAAUGCCAUUUUUACUUAAAAUAUGUCCAUUAACUGAUACAUUUGUUAAUUUUGUUAAAAGAUUUGAUGAUAAUUUACCAAGAUGUGGAUUCUAUUUAUUGAAUGGUGUUAUACAAUGGUUAAGUUUAACAUUACAAUCAACUAGUUUAAUUGUUGUUGCUGUAUUCUUUACCCUUGCAAGUUUCUGUUAUGCAAUGGCAUAUUUUACACAUCAAGAAUUUAUGAAAUCAACAUUAGAUGUUAGUGGAAGUAGUAGUGGAAAUCAAACUGAUUUUGAAGCUCAAGUUGGUCAACAUAUUGUUAGAAAUGUAUUAUAG